This is a messenger RNA of Branchiostoma floridae (Florida lancelet), 3738 nucleotides long. RefSeq names its product phosphoinositide 3-kinase adapter protein 1-like. Gene Ontology annotation, molecular function: signaling receptor binding. The coding region runs from base 242 to 1177 and encodes 311 amino acids. NCBI's taxonomy places the organism in Eukaryota, Metazoa, Chordata, Leptocardii, Amphioxiformes, Branchiostomatidae. The record is from RefSeq and is a predicted model, not a curated record. The transcript has 8 exons.
UUCAGAGCCUGAGCCUGAAAUCUAUGAUGAUCCAGAUAAGCAUGAGCCAGCCCCACCUUUCAGGGAAAUACGCGGACCAAGUAUCACAAGGCAGAGACAUGCAAAUUCCGUCAGACAGUCACGUAUUGAAGAGCCUCCAAGUGCAACAGAAAAGCGCAGAUCACAAACACUGCCUAUUGGAUCGAGUCUCUCAUCUGCUGCUUCAGCUGCACCACACUCCUCUGGACAGGAUGACUUGGCUAUGUACACUUCAGGACAGCAAGAACUCAUCAAGCUACAGAAGGAGGUGAAGGCAGGCAUAUACACAGUGGAUGAGGCAGCCAUCAUAUUCAAAGAAUGGCAGAUGAAAGAGAGAGAUCGAGCCAUGUCAUUUGCCCAGCAGCAAAAGGAAAUGGACAACUUGCGUGCAAGUGUUCAGCGCAGGGCAAAGAAAGGUCAGCCCGAGGUCGGCCCGCCCAUCCCAAAGCAUGGGAGAGAUGACGGGAUAUAUGGCAGGGUGCUACACAAGAUCAGAAGAACCCCUAGCUAUGAGGGAGGGCAGCAAGAAGCAUUGAGCAAGCAGCAGAGAAAGACUCCAGGUAGACCUCCUUCUUCUAAACGACCUGGUGAAGGGAACAGGGAGAGCACACUGAGUAACAGUAGCUCCUCCUCUGGUGGAUCGAGGCACAGUGUGAUGAGCACAGCUAGUUUGGACAGCGGCAUGGAUGUGCCGCCAGCAGACAUUCCUGAAGAGACCCCACCUCCAAUUCCUCUGCACAUCCCUAGGAGACCCCGGCCCCUGUCUGUGAAGUUUGAUGAUGACUUCAUAGCCAGGCCUGUUCCCCCUCCCCCGGUUAGUAAGCGUCCCCUGCCCAGGGAACCUCCUUCCCCAUCUGUACCUGUAAAACCAGGCCGCCUCCAACCAAGACACACUGAACCAGAUAUGAGUCCAAGGCUUCCUCCAUCCACUGCUCCCCGACCUUCAUUACCAACAUCAAUGAGCGAAGUCAAUGCCGAGUUGGCGAAGAAAUUCGGAAAGCUUUCUUCAUCUUCGGCUGACGAUGAAAUGGGCAGUGACAGGCGUGCCUCUCCCAGAGAUUCACCCCAACAACCGUCCUCCCCAAAGCCGCCGAGACCUCCACAGCGCGGGUCCAACCCACAACCACCACCGAGGCCCCCGAGGAAGCCUAUGAACUAAGCAUCUAUCCAGGUUAGGUCAUGGACUGUGAUGGCACUAAUGUCAAGACAACCCUUUGUCAGAUUAAGUGCUCAAAGGUAGCAAAAGAGAGAGCUGUACAAUUGUUGUUCAGUUAUAGAUUAAUAUUGUCCUUGGCCAACCAGGUAUGCUGACAACAGAAAAACCUUGAAAAUAGAUUUGAUGUGGAUUUCUUCAAUGGAGACCAGAUGCAAGUUAUCAAGAGUUUACUCUACUUAAAUAUAUAUACUAGUACCCAUUUAGCAGAGUGAUAUUAUAAUCAUAGCUUUUUGAAUUGCUUUAGGUAUGAAAGUUAGGUAUAUAACUUUAUAAUCAUUGAUAAAGUUUGUACCAAAAGUCAUUAACUUUUUUAUCAAUGUUUUAUUGUAGUGCUAGUUUCUUUUGCAUUUGCUUGUACUUCAGGCAACAUGAGUACGUUUUUAUAUUUUUAAUGCAAGGUUGGUACGAGAUAAGUGUGUGGGGCAAAUUAAAUUACCAUGGCUGAUCUAAUCAACCUGAUAAUUCUAAUGGUUAACAAAAAUUUCCAUCAGUUUUGAAAGUAUACAUUCAAGAUAUUAAUGUUUUUAAGAGUUUUAAGAGAGAUAGAAUAAGGAACCAUUAUUAGUAUAGUAUAACAAGACUUAUGCCUUUAUUUUUAAAUCAAUAGCAUUUUGAUGUCUUGAAAACAUUGGACAGGACAAUGUAACCCUGUAUAAUAUUUGUUGAUCUUUCUAAUGUUAUUUGACAAUCCAUUAGAUACAGGUAGAUAUCAAACUGAUGUUUAAGAAAAGAACAGAGACUCUACUGCCAUUUUGAUUGUCAUUCAGCACCAUGGACAGAGAUAGUGCUGUCAGUGCAAAUGUCAUUGGGCAGCCAGGACAGAGUCUGUGCUGUCAGUAUGAAUUGCAUUCAGCUACGAGAAUUUAAACUGUGCUUUCAGUGUGAAUAGUAUUUAGCACCAGGGAUAGAAUCUGGGUUUCUAGUGUGAAUAGCAUUCAGCCCCCCAUGACUGAGACGGUGCUGUCAGUGUGAAUAGCACUCAGCACCAAGGACAGAGAUUGUGCUGUCAGUGUUAAUAGCAUUCAGCACCAAGGACAAAGACUGUGCUGUCAGUGUGAAUAGCAUUCAGCACCAGGGACAGAUACUGUGUUGUCAGUUUAAAUGUCAUUAAAAUGAUUAAAUGGCAAAUAGACUGAAAAAUAUGAAUAGGAACCACAUGUAAAAAAUACAUACCGUUGCCUUUCCUGUGCCUUUUCAUAAGAUCAUUUGUAUAUGACUUUUUUGUAUCACAGGUGGGCCAUUACAAAAACUAUAGGAACCGCUAUAAGGGUGCUAAAUGUGACAAUUUGAUGCUUCCUAACCCAUCUAAGAAAUAAAGAUGAACUUUCAGCAUUACAUAAAAAAGUAGACACUAACCUGAAGUUACUACAAUGUGUAACAUUAUGUCAUAAAAGAUUAGUAUUCAAAACGUAGGUUUAGACUUCUCUUUUUGUUAGUUAACUAUUCCAGAGGUCUCUAAGCUGACUAUUUUUAUAUAAUGGCCCAUGUUCUGAUUUACAAACUAGGUGUAAGCUGCAAAGAUCCAUUUUGUUGGUCAAUACAUAAAAAAAAAGUUUUGCAUGUAAGUUUCAUGUAUGGCACACAGUAAUGCUGUACAUGUGAUCUAAUGUUUUAGAUAUUAGCACUAGGUAUAGUAAUUUAUCCCUAGUCUUGUACAUUUUGGUAACAUUAUUGGUGAUGGUGUUUUGUAGUUUUUGGUAUAGACAUACAUUACUACUGAUGACAUACCAAAUGUUGAAAUAUUCUAAUGUGCUGUAGCCUGUAACAGUUCUCAGCCUUUAUCUAACUAUAUUACUAGUAGUUAAUAUAGGUUAAGAAGCAUCAAUAAUCUUGUAUUUUGAAUUAAUCUUGUUUUGUCUAGCUAGAAAUUAGUUAAUAAAUUGAACAUAUUCUAAUGAGCCUGUAGCUAACUAUAUACGAGACAAAGCCGUUCUCUUAUGGUCAGUAUGCUGAGACAAUCGCGCAGGAGCAAAACUAUUGUUGAAAAGUUGACAUUGUACAACUGUACUGCUUUUCUGGAGGUUGCCAUUGGUAAUGUUUUGAUACAAAUGGGCAACAAAAUGUUAAGUGUAUUGGGAAAAUGCUAUUCCACCUUGAGAUCAGUAGGAGAAGCAAUCUUCAGAUAUGAUUUAUUUUCAUUUAACAUUAUUUUUUCUUCGAAAAAGGUUAAAUGUCAUUUUGUUUUUGGUAAACGAAAUAUUUACACAAGGCUAUGUUUAAUUCAAACGAUAGCUCGCUAAUACAUUUUCUCAUCUAUGCCUUUAUUUUGAAUUAUAUCCAUCACGCUUUACAGGAAUUGGAUUGUAAUGAUGGUAAUGAUCAUAAUAUUAUAUGUGUAUUGAUUAUGACUUUCAGAUCCUAUAUGCUUGUACUAAGCCUCAAAUUAGGUGUGGUGACGCGCUAUGGGUUAGAUAACAUUUUGGUUCAAUUUACAGACAAGAAUGUCUUGCUGCUAUGUCUGACAUACAUUUGUUUUGGUAAUAAAUAAAUUCUUUGACGAGUUA